Messenger RNA from Octopus sinensis (East Asian common octopus), 636 nucleotides. RefSeq names its product protein FAM200A-like. The record is from RefSeq and is a predicted model, not a curated record. The transcript has a single exon. Lineage: Eukaryota; Metazoa; Mollusca; Cephalopoda; Octopoda; Octopodidae. The coding region runs from base 1 to 636 and encodes 211 amino acids.
AUGCUUAAGCGUUUCCUUUCUGAACAUCAUAUCCCUCUCACCAAUAGUAUUGCCUGUGCGUCUGAUGGGGCCCCUUCCAUGGUUGGAAGACACAGAGGUUUUUCAUCUCUCCUAAAGCGUGAAAUUUCUCAUCAGAUUUUAACAGUUCCUUGUGUGAUACACCGGCAACAUUUAGUGGCAAAAAAUAUCAAUGGUUGGUUGAAUGAUCCGCUGCUGUUGGUCAUCAAAACUGUGAAUAAGCUGAAAUCAAAUUCCUUGUCUGAUCGAAUUUUCCGUCAACUGUGUCUGGAUAAUGAUGAUGACUUUGUAAGGCUUCUGUACCAUACCGAAGUACGAUGGCUGUCAAAGAGCAACUGUGUUGUUCGCUUUGUUAAACUGUUUCAUGUGAUCAUAUCUUUCUCUGAAAGUACUCUUCUGUCGGCUUCAUUGAUUGCUGCAAAGCGCGAUAUUUUUUGUCUGAGCGAUAUAUUCACUAAAUUUAAUGAUUUGAUUAAGUUGUUGCAAGGAAAGCAAAAAAUUCUUGUCGACUGUAAAUCAUUUAUCACCGCCUUCAUUUCGAAAUUGGUCCUGUAUAAAAUAAACAUUUCCAAACGUCAAUUGCAUCAAUUUCUACAACUGGAUUCUUUGAAAGAUUAA